AUGGACGAAGUAUUAGAUCAAUUAAAUAAAACUAGUUUUAUUGACCUGUAUAAGCAAAAGGGGGAUAAUCAAGAGCAGAGGAGAAAAGAUCUUCUUGAUGCUCAGAAAUCACUGCGGAACAAUUUAGUGGACACAUGUAGAGGAAUAUUGGCAUUAGUAGAUGCAGCAGAAAAUAAUGACUGCUUUCAAGAAAAAAAGGCUUUGUAUAAACCAAAGAUCUUUGUAGCUGGUUUCACGCGGUGUGCGUACAGCAAUGUUCUAAUGUUGUCCGAGUGGAUGGUUGAACAACCAGAAGAUUUCCACGAAAAUUGGUAUGUGGUACCAUGUCCGAAAGGAGUUAGGACACUUGUUGUGGCUAAUAGAGGUACAACAAAACUAUAUUCAAAGUAUGGUCAGUUUAGGGGUGAAUACAAAACAGCAUUGCCUGGUGGUUCUGGAGCGUUGAAGAACCGAUGCUGUAUCCUGGACUGUUUUCAGCCUGAAAACUCAAAUAUUAUGUAUGUUUUGGACCUACUGGCUUGGAAUACUCAGCCAAUGACUGACGGAGAGACAGAAUUUAGACACUUUUGGAUGGAAAGCCAAUUCCGUGAUAUACCGGAAUUGGAGAGGAUAUCUAAGAAAAAUAAAUUAAUAUUCAAAAUAUUACCAAAGGUAUUGUGCACUCGGGAGAAUUUUAAUGAAUUCAUGAUGAAAGCACCACACUUUCCAAACUUCAACCCACCACUGGAUGGUCUGCUGUUCUACCAUAAGUUUGCUCAUUAUUACUCUGGGGAAACACCACUGGUCGGCUGGAUCUACCCUUAUAUGGUGCCAGAAGUUUUUGGAAAAGAUAUACAAAUAAAUCCAGUCUACAACUUGGAGAAACCUGUUAACUACGUGAAUCAAGCGGAGUUCAUAGCUCGUUUUAAUGAGACGUAUAAAAAAAGGACAAAGAAUCUUCGAAAUUCUGAACUACCAAUGGAAACUGCGCCUUCUUUACCUACGUCUGAAAAGGAAAAUGACAAUACAAAGUCUGAACCCCAACCAAUGGACGAAUUAGCCCCAACAGAAAAGAGUGCAUCUGAAUGUGAAUCUAAUAUGGAGUAA
Molecule: messenger RNA, 1086 nt
Organism: Spodoptera littoralis (African cotton leafworm)
Lineage: Eukaryota; Metazoa; Arthropoda; Insecta; Lepidoptera; Noctuidae
Source: the annotation of a GenBank genome assembly